GUACCUCAAGAGAUAUAAAGCCUUUCUCUGCCUGCGUGGAGCCCGUGAGGACGGCCUGCCAGAGUCGGCCUUCUCAGCAUUCCAGGUCUUCUGAAGCCAUGGGCGCCCGAUACCUCCUGGUUCUGUUUCUUGUCCUCCUGGUAUUGGGAUGUGAGGUCCGGGGGGCCCAUGUGCCCCAGCAAGAUGAAGCCACCAGCUCUACACUGCUUGGCCAGGUGCAGGAAUCACUCUAUGGCUACUGGGGGACAGCCAAGUCGGCUGCCCAAGGCCUGUACGAGAAAACAUACCUGAAUGGCAUGGAUGAGAAGAUCAGGGACAUGUACAGCAAAAGCACAGCAGCUGUGAGCACUUACGCAGAGAUUUUCACUGACCAGUUACUUUCUAUGCUGAAGGGAGAGCAGUAACAGCUGGGCCCCGACCAGGGAGGAAGGGAGAGUCCAGACCCCACAACCCCUUGGCUCCUCUGACCUACCCCCCACUUCUCAGCAGCUGCCAGCAUCCUGCUCCCACUGCCAGUCUGUCUUCUUAUAAAUAAAUUAAUUUAAAAAGCCA
Messenger RNA from Ailuropoda melanoleuca (giant panda), 552 nucleotides. RefSeq names its product apolipoprotein C2 (gene APOC2). Gene Ontology annotation, cellular component: chylomicron. Bases 99 to 404 code for a protein of 101 amino acids. Gene Ontology annotation, biological process: lipid transport; positive regulation of phospholipase activity; lipid metabolic process. The record is from RefSeq and is a predicted model, not a curated record. NCBI's taxonomy places the organism in Eukaryota, Metazoa, Chordata, Mammalia, Carnivora, Ursidae. The transcript is spliced from 4 exons. Gene Ontology annotation, molecular function: phospholipase activator activity; phospholipase binding.